This is a messenger RNA of Panicum hallii, 1756 nucleotides long. RefSeq lists its product as uncharacterized. The coding region runs from base 240 to 1427 and encodes 395 amino acids. NCBI's taxonomy places the organism in Eukaryota, Viridiplantae, Streptophyta, Magnoliopsida, Poales, Poaceae. The record is from RefSeq and is a predicted model, not a curated record. The transcript has 9 exons. Gene Ontology annotation, molecular function: L-ascorbic acid binding; iron ion binding; oxidoreductase activity, acting on paired donors, with incorporation or reduction of molecular oxygen.
AAAAGGCUCUAAAAAGAACACCCAAACCGGCAACACGCGCUAUGGCUGCUCCGCAAUUCUGUCCCCUUCCGAUUUCAUUUGCCUCCCUGCUCCUUUUUUUUUGAAGUGCCACCCCUGAUCUUAGCAAAUCCGUGAAACGGCAAUAACCACUCGUGCCGAAACCCUAACCCUUGCCCCCAAAUCGUUCUAUCAAACCCUAGCCCUAAAACGGCUCCGAUGCUGUGAGACCCCACAUACGCAUGGCUCUGGACGGCCCGGCCGAGCGACGGGACGAGGUCCUUGUGGCGAUGGGGAAUGGGAACGGCGUGGCGCCGCCGCAACCGUUGCGGGCGGCCGGCCGGCCUGCGGCGGCGACGGCGCCAUACCUGGACCGGCGGCUACGGCUGAACCCCAACGCGGAGCACAAGCCGCAGGACUACAGCGAUGUGCGCGGCGAGUACGCGCCGGCCGUGUACAGCGCACUCGAGCGGCAUCUCCCACCGAGCCUCCUCGAUGCGGACCGCGACGUCAAGCUACACUUCAUGCGAGACAUUCUCGCGCGCUACUGGCCUCAGGGUGAGCGCAACAAGGUGCAAAGGCACAAAGAAUACAGGCAGAGGAUACUCCACCUUUACAAGCCUCUUCAUGAAGAAUUAUACAAUAUGCAUCCUUCAGCAUUCUUCUUACCAACAUUCCUUGAAGCAGUUAGGAGCAAUUCAGAGGAAAGCUUUAGAAGCAUUAUGACUGAGCCAAUUCCUGGUGUUUAUUCGUUUGCUAUGUUGCAGCCAACUUUCUGCGAGAUGUUAUUGGAGGAGGUAGAGAACUUUGAAAAAUGGGUCCAUGCUAUGAAAUUUAAGAUAAUGAGGCCAAAUACAAUGAACAAGUAUGGUGCUGUCCUUGAUGAUUUUGGUCUGGAAGCUAUGUUGAAUCAGUUCAUGGAACAGUUCGUAGCUCCAAUUUCUAGAGGUUUUUUUUAUCCUGAGGUUGGUGGAGGAACAUUGGACUCACAUCAUGCUUUUGUUGUUGAAUAUGGAAAAGACAGGGAUGUUGAACUAGGUUUUCAUGUUGAUGAUUCAGAAGUUACGUUAAACGUUUGCCUUGGCAAACAAUUCUCUGGUGGUGAACUAUACUUCCGAGGCAUUCGGUGUGAGAAUCAUGUGAAUUCAGAGACACAACAUGAGGAAAUGUAUGAUUACACUCAUAUCCCUGGACAGGCUGUACUCCACCAUGGUCGACAUAGGCAUGGUGCUCGAGCUAUAUCAUCUGGACUCAGAAUCAAUCUGCUUUUGUGGUGCCGGAGCUCUGUGUUCAGGGAGAUGAAGAAAUAUCAGAAGGAUUUUCCCACCUGGUGUGGUGAGUGCCAGCGUGAAAAGAGGGGAAGGCAGAGUCAGUGUGUUAAAGCAACCAAGAUGGCAUUUCUCAGGGGCGCUGGAGGCGCAACAAUUUAAUUUGUACCUAAGACAUGUAUUUUAUACAAAUUUGUAUCAUACUAAACUUUGUUCAUCAUUUGGGACUUGAGUGGUGGUCACUUCAGAAUUGUAGUCAACAGUCAGCUUUCUGUUAGACUGGUAGACUGCGAUCACAGGUGCAUGUAAAUGUAAGGUUAUUGUGAUCAAGUCUGGCUGAAAAAAAUGACAUAACAGGUGAUAAUCUGGUAGCGUAGCAAGAAAUACUACCUAAGACAGUUUCUGUGGCAUCUCAGCUCACAUUAUUAUGUUAUAAAUUGGAAUGUCAUUAACUAGGCAUGGUUAUCUGGUGCCACGGGAAUUCCUAUUUA